GAAGCAGAGAACGAGAGAGAGAGAGAGAGAGCGCUCAGCAGACCGGCAGGCAGAGACAGUCUCCAGUUCAGGGCUCGACAGUGAAUGAUGACUAUAGCAGGGGCGGCUCUUCGCUCGCUCUCUCUCCCACACAGGAAAGGCUCUCAGCGGACGGCAGGGCUCUGGCGGCAGGUGCAGGUUUUUCACUAAAGGGUGAGUGACGGAGGAGUGCAAGAGUACAGUUUCUCGCGGAUGUACCCUCCCUCCUCCUGCCCAAGCCCAGCUUCCUCCUGGAUACCAGCAGGUACCAUGGAGACCUGCACCUUUGACUUUAACCUCCUGCUGGCAGGCAACUGCCAUCUCCUAAACACAUCAGAGAUGCAUUAAGUUGCAUUUCUUUUUUUGCUGUUUUUUUCUUCCUGCCAUUGAAUUAUCCUGAAAAGGGACUGGGUAAUUUAGGAUUUCAAAGUCAUAUGUUAGCAGCCACAUGCUGAGGUGCUGUUGGAGCCAGGUGUGCAUUCGGGUUAGGUGGCUGUAACUGUAAGGACAAUGUCUGGAUUAUCUCAUAUUGGACUCUCUGGCUCACCGCUGGGAAGUGACAAGUGAAGAGGGGGGUGGGAAGGACGGGAGGGGGGCUGGCCUUAUUCCCCCACCGUGGAGAACACCCUGUGGCAUCUUUCUGAUAACGCGCGCGAGCCGGUGGGAUAAGCAGGACAGGACAUCUGCGAGACCCCCCCUUCACAGCCUGGGUACGGAGGGAUUGGUAGAAGAAUGCAGGUCCCGUGUGUCCAAGGGCAGGAUGGCGUUGCGUUGGCAGAGUGCCGCGGCUGGUAGAUGGUUGCUGUUGAUGCUCCUAUGGCAGUGGACGGUGCUGGGCCACCUGGGCUGGGUGCUGGUCCUGGCAGCCGCACCGGAUCAGAACCCCUCCUUCCCUUCUGGUGUGGGCCGGCCCAGCGGCCAACUUGAUUGGCUGCUGUCUGACAAGGGGCCCUUCCACCGCUGCCCUGAGUACACAGAGUUCAAAGAACGCUUCCAGCAAGGCUUCACCACCCGCUACAAGAUCUACAGGGAAUUCAGUCACUGGAAAGUGAACAGCUUGGCGACAGAGAAGCGGGACUUUUUCAAGACGCCGCUGCCGCUGGCGCCGGAGUUCUUCCGUAACCUUAGGCUUCUAGGCCGCAGGCCGAGCCUGCAGCAGAUCAACGACAACCUGAUCAAGAAGUAUGGGACCCACUUCCUGGUGUCGGCCACGCUCGGUGGGGAAGAAUCCCUCACUAUCUUCCUGGAUAAACAGAAGCUCAAUAAGAAGUCCGAGGGAAAUGGAAACAGCUCGAUGGUCUCCCUGGAAAUCCUGCACCAGCUGGCAGCUUCCUACUUCACUGACCGCGAGAGCACCCUGAGGAGACUGCACCACCUGCAGAUAGCCACCUCCGCCAUCAAGGUAACAGAGACCAGGACUGGGCCCCUUGGAUGCAGUAACUACGAUAGCCUGGAUUCUGUCAGUUCUGUCUUGGUGCACAGCCCUGAGAACAAAAUCCAUUUAAAAGGCCUGCAAGAUGUUCUCCCAGAGUUUCUCCGCACCCGUUUUGUGGAGGCUGCCCUCAGCUACGUGGCCUGCAACUCGGAGGGGGAGCUCCUGUGUCGCAACAAUGACUGCUGGUGCCGCUGCACCACCAAGUUCCCUGACUGUAACUGCCCCUUUGCUGACAUCAAAGCAAUGGAGGAGAACCUUCGCAAGAGCAAAGAGUCCUGGAUCAACUUCAACAUGGAGUUUGAGGAAUCAGAUGAAUUCAAGGCCUUCUUGAAGAAACUGCCCACUGACCACUUUUUGAAUGCGUCCAUGGUACUAAAGUUCUGGGCCGCAGAUUCUGCUCUUCAGCGUCGCUAUGGACAAUUGGAGGCCGGUACCAAGCUGCUCUUGGGGAAAGCCCAGAAGAUUGUGAGGAAGCUCUUUACUCUGAGCAAGCGCUGCCCCAAACAGCCAAAAAUAAGCCUCCCAAGAGAAAGAACAUUAAGCUUCUGGCUUAAACGUGCCCAGUCCCUUUUGUACUGCAACGAGCAUGGAGUUCUGGGCACAUUUUCGGAGGAAGCGCACAGCUGUACCUGCGCUGCGGAGCACGCCGCCUGCCAGGGGACUGUGCCCUGUGUAGUGGCGGAGGGGUCAUCCUGUGCCUCGUGUGCCCCAGACAACAUCACCCGCUGUGGAGCCUGCCACCCAGGCAACGUCCUGCACUUCGGCGCGUGCCGCCCCGACGUGGCCGGCUCCCUGGACCACUACAUCAACUUCGACUCCGACAUCCCCGACGCCGAGGCCAAGUACCUGCUGCAGCGGCUGGACAGCCGGGUGGAGGUGCACGCCAUCUACAUCAGCAACGACGUGCGUCUGGGCAGCUGGUUCAACCCCUCCUGGAGGAAGCGCAUGCUGCUCACCCUCAAGAGCAACAAAAACAAAUCCAACCUCAUCCACAUGCUCCUGGGUAUCUCUUUCCAGAUCUGCUCCACCAAAAACAGCACUCUCGAGCCGGUGCCUGCCAUCUACGUCAACCCCUUCGGGGGCAGCCACUCUGAGAGCUGGUUCAUGCCUGUCAACCAGCAGGACUUCCCCGACUGGGAAAGAACUAAAUUGGAUGCCUCCCUGCAGUGCUACAACUGGACACUGACACUGGGCAGCAAGUGGAAAUCCUUCUUCGAGACGGUCCACAUCUACCUGCGCAGCCGCAUCCUGACCGACGACCCCACCGUCAACGAGACCCUCUUCUACGAGCCCCUGGACCUCGACGACCGCACCUCCAACCUGGGCUACAUGAAGAUCAACAGCCUCAAGGUGUUUGGCUACAGCAUGCACUUUGACCCGGAAGGGAUCAAAGACCUGAUUCUUCAGCUGGACUACCCCUACACCCAGGGCUCCCACGACUCUGCCCUGCUGAUGCUGCUGGAGAUGCGGGACCGCAUCAACCGGCUCUCGCCCCCGGCCGCGCAACGGCUGGACCUCUUCUCCUGCCUGCUGCGCCACCGGCUCAAGCUCUCCACCAGCGAGGUGGUGCGCAUUCGCGACUCGCUCCAGAUGUUCAACUCCAAGCUGCCCGGCUCCUCUGAGGAGGAGCUGGGCCAGCUGUGCAGCUAGUUUGCAGCGCUCCGCCACACACGUUCUCCAGAUGAGAAGUAAACGUAACGGACAAGUCUUGCAGUUUGCUUUGUUGUUACGUGUUUGUACUUCUGGCAUCUACAUAGAAGGAGGCCUCUGAACAAGGUGAAGACUGAAGGUGAAAGGUUACUGGACUGGAGAGGAUUGACCUCGGCCUUCACAAUGCAGGCUUCAGUGGGCUCCACGUGAACUUUGGGUUCAUUCAAGAUGGAUCUUUAUUUUGUUUUGUUUUUUUUUUUUUUUUAACAGCUUGGAUCCAGCCAUUUGUCAACAAGUUGGCUUAAAUAUAGGCUAUAUACAGUAUCUGUGCUGAGGUUCCAAGCUAUUAUGUCCGUCAUUGUGCAAGUUGAGAGUACAAGAUUGGUCCAUGUGUGGAAGAUGACACACUUUCAAAUGCAUUUUGAAAAUUACAGAAAAAACAAGGUGGUUUUUGGUCAUAGCCCAGGUAGAAAGAAAAAGGUAAUAAGUACUAAAUCAAUCCUGCUAAUAUAUUGUGAAGCUUAAGUGUCAAGCAUAGUUAACAAGCCAUCCAUGUCAUCAAAUUUUGAAGUCUCUGCUUUGACUUUUUUCUCGAGUCACAUUUCCUGUAUGACGAUAUUAGCUGUUGAUCUGCUUUUAUAAGUUUGACUGAGAAGCCCUUUUUGGGAACUCCUGGUAUUCCACUAUACAACAAAACCAAAAUAAGGAAAAAAAAAUUGGGCCAAACCGAAUGGCAAAAUGUCUGUUUUUGUAAAUUCUUUAAAAUCUCUGUAAAGUUGAUAAUGUCCAACAAGGCAUCGUCUGACAUGGCAUUAAAAAGGUUUGUGAAUAUCUCUGUAAAUAAUGCUUCAUCUUAUUGUCAAAAAUGUGAAACUUGCAUAUUGUUUUUUAAAAUACAUAAUGGUUAAUUACAGAAUUUGCACAAGUGCAAAUGCCAAAUACAUUUCUAAUGAAACAGAAUCAACGUCUAAUGCCUUACGAAGCAGAGUCAAUGUCCUUCUGGUACUGAAGCACACUUAGUUGGCUGUGUAAUUUCCAAUUCUAUCCUUUCCUUCUGAAACAUUGUUACAUUGAAGGGUAACUUCAACUUUAAAACAAAAUGUAAUAUAUUGUUCCUUGCCUUUAUUAUAGUCAGUAUUGCAACUGGAGUGUUUUUAAUUCAUUGAAAGAACUACGUAACACAGCCCAGAUUGCGUUGCUCCACCUCUCCAUCUCUCUAGAUUGUAGUAAAUUGCAUUAGCAAACUGUGCUGUGGUCAUGCAUAAAUACAGAGUCCAAGCGCUUAGCUAAGAUGUAGAUAUUGUCUACUCUUUGUAUGCCAAGAUGGUUUGUGUCUUACUGUGUGUAAUUUGAAUUUAUCAGUCGAUUAUA
This is a messenger RNA of Megalops cyprinoides (Indo-Pacific tarpon), 4474 nucleotides long. It is a transcript of the gene brinp2, whose product is annotated as bone morphogenetic protein/retinoic acid inducible neural-specific 2. The transcript is spliced from 8 exons. Gene Ontology annotation, biological process: positive regulation of neuron differentiation; negative regulation of mitotic cell cycle. The record is from RefSeq and is a predicted model, not a curated record. Bases 779 to 3103 code for a protein of 774 amino acids. Lineage: Eukaryota; Metazoa; Chordata; Actinopteri; Elopiformes; Megalopidae.